CUUUGCCAUCCAGUGGAGGUCCAUGGUCCUCCCAACGGCAGCAUCCCAUAUAAAGACGUGAGUGGUAGACGCGAGAAGUUGCUGCAUCCUCCGUCCCGCCUGCUGCAAUGAAGACAGACAUCCCGCCCAGAGCGGCGGUACCUUUCCCUCCGAUCCGCCAAGCCGGGUGCUGUCCUGGCAGGCAGCAGGAGCCCCAGCGACCGCUGAGAAAGAAAGUGCAGCCGCCGCAAAAUUUCUCCCACUCAUGGCCCAAGGCGGGAUUCCAGCUUGGGGGCCGCCGGCCGCAGCCCCGCCUGCUUGAGCCAAGGUUAACGGGCAGCUUGUGUGUCAGCGUGCUGGCUUCCGCCAAGCACUCGGACCGCACCGGGCAGCCGGACGGUAGCGCGGGGGAGUGCUUCUCGCUCAGCCUCACUCCCGAGGCCGUGCAGGUCAUCCAGAAGCGCAAUUUGGAGCGGCAGCAGCUGGCGGGCCGGACAAAGGAGAAGGCGGCGACUCGGUGUCCGGCCGCACCACCCUCGUCCGAUAUCAGGAAGCUGCUGAAAAUCUCGCUGCUAAACGACCAACACAAAUAUGACGACGUGGAAUAUGAGGAGGGCGACGGGCCGCCCGACCGCUCGGUCCUGCAGAAAUGUCUGGAGUGGCUGGAGGGAGUGGAGAGCGCUCGCGGGCCCGUGGGCAAGCUGGCAAGGUUACCCCAGCUGGCCAACUAGCUCAACAAGUUACUGCUGGCAUCAGGGACACUUUCCCAUGAACGUACUUCAAUCACUGUUCCAGCAAACCAAACACCUGGGACAACAUCAAUGGAGCCCUAAGGGGGCUCUUGAAUAAACUAUGUGAACAUCGGUGCCUCGAAAAACUAAUGGAUGUUUAGUGUGCAAGUAUUACCUGAAAGCUUCCGGAUUCAGAAAAUCUUGAGUAAUUGUGCAUUUUAACAUGUUUGGUUUUUUUUUAACUGCGACUGUGGGCUUGACAAUACUGGCACCAGAUGUUUACAUGACAUUACACCGGUUUCCAAUAACCAACUUCCAGAAUGAGCCUUUUCCCGCAUUUGCUUCAAGCGGGCAUGCACUGAAAAGGAGACUGGGGCGAAGUUUAUUUUUGUAGUUACUAUUUGCUGGCGACAUAUAACUGUACUCAAAUCUAAAAUUAGUUUUAAGUCAUGCAUACAACGAUUAUUGCAUAAAUUGUUUUCAUGUUUCAGCCUUUAAUAAAACUCAUUCCUUGUGUAUUCCUGGUAUUUUUCAAAUUGCUGAGAAUAAAAUUUUUGAAA
Messenger RNA from Mobula hypostoma (lesser devil ray), 1270 nucleotides. It is a transcript of the gene prr18, whose product is annotated as proline rich 18. NCBI's taxonomy places the organism in Eukaryota, Metazoa, Chordata, Chondrichthyes, Myliobatiformes, Myliobatidae. The record is from RefSeq and is a predicted model, not a curated record. Bases 108 to 710 code for a protein of 200 amino acids. The transcript has a single exon.